This is a messenger RNA of Haplochromis burtoni (Burton's mouthbrooder), 5745 nucleotides long. It is a transcript of the gene atp7b, whose product is annotated as ATPase copper transporting beta. The transcript has 22 exons. Gene Ontology annotation, molecular function: ATP hydrolysis activity; copper ion binding; ATP binding. NCBI's taxonomy places the organism in Eukaryota, Metazoa, Chordata, Actinopteri, Cichliformes, Cichlidae. Bases 47 to 4000 code for a protein of 1317 amino acids. The record is from RefSeq and is a predicted model, not a curated record. Gene Ontology annotation, biological process: monoatomic cation transport; copper ion homeostasis. Gene Ontology annotation, cellular component: membrane.
AGAACAUAUUUACAUAACAUGCAGGUACGGCGUGACGCAGGUGCUCAUGAUGCAGGAGAAUGACCAUGACAUUGAGAAACAAGGCUUUGAAAACCUGGCCUACGAGUAUGGGAGCCAGACUGAGCUCUGCCCUCCACCUAAAGCUGCCUCAAGAGCAGCUUUUAAACUUCAGCGGAUCACCUCUGAGCAUGAGGUCCACAUCAUCCAAACCAGAAUCUGCAGCCUGAAUGGAAUAAUUGCUGUCACAUGGUCUGUACCCAACAGUUUGGCCAAGGUGGACUAUGAUGCUUCAGUUAUUCCAACCAAAGAGAUCGCCCUGGAACUACAGACCUUGGGAUACAGCGUGGAGUCUGUGGUGCAGAUCAGGGUGGAUGGUAUGCACUGCCAGUCCUGUGUGCGGUCCAUUCAGGGACAGAUCGGGGAGCUGCAGGGGGUUUCACAUAUUCAGGUGUCUCUUCAGGACAAAGCAGCGCUGAUUGUUUUUCAGCCUCUUCUAGUCACACAUGAAGAGCUGAGAGACAAAAUUGAGGACAUGGGCUUUGAUACUGAUUUGUUAUCAGAGGACCCAUCAGUAGAAGAUUUAAGUUUCUGGCAGAAAAAGGAGGUGGAUGCCUCCACCCAGACUGUAACCAUUUUGAUUGGAGGGAUGACUUGCAGCUCUUGUGUGCAGACAAUAGAAGGGAGGAUCUCUCAGAUGACUGGAGUGCGGUUCAUAGCGGUGUCCCUGGAGGCGGAAAAGGGAACAAUAACCUUUGAUCCCUAUUUGACAGAGCCAGAGCAGCUCAGGGCAGCUAUUGAGGACAUGGGCUUUGACGCCUCACUUAAAGAACCUAUAAAGAGUGUUCAGAGUCAUGAAAAGUCCCAGCCUGUAAGCUUUGGACUUUCUGACAUGUCGACAAACAGGCCUGUAGUCAGCAAUGGGACGGGUUCACAGGCACCAUCUGCAAGUUCGCCUGAGAUAAAGGCACAGAAAUGCUUCAUCUGCGUUACGGGGAUGACCUGUGCCUCCUGUGUGUCCAACAUCGAGAGGAACCUGCUCAAACACAGAGGAAUCCUCUCAGUGUUGGUGUCGCUAAUGGCCGGUAAGGCGGAGGUGAAGUAUGAUUCACAUGUCCUGGAUGCUACUGCAGUGACUGAGCUCAUCAAAGACUUGGGCUUUGGUGCCAAAGUGAUUGAGGAUAAUGCAGUAGCACAUGGAAAGCUGGACCUCACUAUAACAGGCAUGACGUGCGCAUCAUGUGUCCACAACAUCGAGUCCAAGCUCAACUUAACCAGAGGGAUCCUCAUGGCUUCGGUCGCACUGGCAACCAACAAAGCUCAGGUUGAGUUUGACCCAGAGGUGCUCGGACCUCGGGAUAUUAUCAAGCUCAUCCAGGGUCUUGGAUUUGAGGCCAGGCUGGAGCAGGCGGGCUUCAAAAACAACCUCGAUCACAAAGAAGAAAUUCGACAGUGGAAGAACACAUUUCUGUUGAGCCUGGUCUUUGGCUUGCCUGUGAUGGGUCUCAUGAUCUACAUGAUGGUGAUGGACAACCUACACCAAGAACACGGGGGCUCCAUGCCCACCGAGCAGAAUGUACUUCCGGGCCUCUCCAUCCUUAACCUGCUUUUCUUUGUGCUCUGCACACCUGUCCAGAUCUUUGGAGGUCGAUACUUUUACAUUCAGGCCUACCGCUCGCUAAAACAUCGCACUGCCAACAUGGAUGUGCUAAUUGUGUUAGCCACCUCCAUUGCCUACAUCUAUUCCUGCGUGGUCCUCAUCGUGGCCAUGGCGGAGCAGGCCAGCCAGAGCCCUGUGACCUUUUUCGACACUCCACCCAUGCUCUUUGUGUUCAUCGCUUUGGGACGAUGGCUGGAACACAUCGCAAAGAGUAAAACCUCAGAGGCUUUGGCCAAAUUAAUGUCACUUCAAGCCACCGAUGCCACUGUGGUCACGUUGGGAUCUGACAAAUCCAUCAUCAGUGAGGAGCAGGUGCUGGUGGAGCUCGUUCAGAGGGGCGAUAUUGUGAAGGUUGUCCCUGGAGGGAAGUUCCCAGUCGAUGGGAAAGUGAUUGAAGGGAACUCCAUGGCAGAUGAGUCCUUGAUUACAGGUGAGCCAAUGCCCGUUAGUAAGAAGGUGGGCAGUUUGGUGAUUGCCGGCUCAAUUAACGCUCACGGUGCCCUUCUGGUGGAGGCCACUCACGUCGGUACUGAAACAACACUGUCACAAAUAGUCAAACUGGUCGAAGAGGCACAGACCUCUAAGGCCCCCAUCCAGCAGUUUGCAGAUAGACUCAGUGGCUACUUCGUGCCCUUCAUUGUUAUCGUGUCCCUGUUAACACUGAUAGUGUGGCUGGCCAUUGGCUUUGUCAACUUCGACAUUGUGAAGGAGAACUUCCCGGGUUACAACCAGAGCAUCUCCAAGGCAGAGGUCAUCGUCCGCUUUGCCUUCCAGGCGUCCAUCACCGUUCUCUCCAUCGCCUGCCCCUGCUCUCUGGGGCUGGCAACUCCGACGGCGGUCAUGGUUGGCACAGGGGUCGGCGCUCAGAACGGCAUCCUCAUUAAAGGAGGCGAGCCGCUGGAGAUGGCACAUAAGAUCAGUGUGGUGAUGUUUGAUAAAACUGGCACUAUUACAAACGGCGUGCCGCGGGUGACUCGAGUCCUGGUGUUGUGGGAAGUGGCCCGCAUGCCCCUGAGGAAGAUCCUGGCAGUGGUGGGUACCGCCGAGGCCAGCAGCGAGCACCCGCUAGGCAUAGCAGUUGCCAAAUACUGCAAACAGGAGCUGGGCUCCGAUGUCCUCGGGUGCUGCCAGGACUUCCAGGCCGUGCCCGGCUGUGGGAUCAGCUGCCGGGUGUCCAGCGUGGAACAUCUGCUGCUGCAGCCGAGCGAGGAGCGAUUCCUGCUGCCGGGGGCUACUAUUGAAGAAAGCAGCAUACUGCCUGCAGGAGAGUCCACCUCUGCAGAGGGUGCCUUUGGCUCCACACAUAAACAGGAAAAUGAGAACAGUCAAGGAUUGCACCGGGAUUUAGCAGCUGAAGGGCUGUUUUAUUCUGUCCUGAUUGGAAACAGAGAGUGGAUGAGGAGGAAUGGCCACCACAUAGGAGCAGAUGUGGAUGCCGCGAUGUCAAGCCACGAAACCAAAGGGCAGACAGCCAUACUGGUGGCUAUAGAUGGUGUUUUGUGUGCAAUGUUAGCCAUCGCAGACACGGUGAAAGCAGAGUCAGCAUUAGCAGUGCAUACACUGAACACUAUGGGCAUUGAGGUGGUGAUGAUGACGGGAGACAACAGGCGCACAGCUAAAGCCAUAGCAGCACAGGUGGGGAUCAGAAAGGUAUUUGCAGAAGUGCUGCCAUCACACAAGGUGGCAAAAGUCCAGGAGCUGCAGAAACGAGGCCUGCGGGUGGCCAUGGUGGGAGAUGGCGUGAACGACUCCCCCGCCCUCGCCCGUGCCGACGUCGGCAUCGCAAUCGGGACAGGCACCGAUGUGGCUAUUGAGGCGGCUGACAUUGUCUUGAUCCGAAAUGACCUGCUAGAUGUGGUGGCCAGCAUCGAGCUGUCCAAGAAGACGGUACGUCGGAUAAGGAUCAACUUUGUCUUUGCUCUCUUCUACAAUCUUGUUGGAAUACCAAUUGCUGCAGGUGUGUUCAUGCCCGUUGGCCUGGUGCUCCAACCCUGGAUGGGCUCAGCUGCAAUGGCCGCCUCAUCAGUUUCAGUGGUCCUGUCUUCUUUACUGCUGAAAAUGUACAAGAAAACCUCAGUGGAGCUCUAUGAGAUGCGUGCUAGAGGCCAAAUGAGGAGCCUUCGUUCGUCUCAGAUCAGCACACAUCUGGGUCUGGACGGCCGGCGGCGCAGUCCCGCUCUCCCCAACGCAACUCGGGAACAGAGGAACCCAAGCGGCAUGACUCCACCCGGCUUCUCCAGCCGCUCACCCAGUCAAGGGGCAUCCAUUAAGGUUGUUGCUGAGGAGCAGAACCGCUACUCCCUGCUGGAGCACCAGACUGCAGACGUCCUCAACGUGUUGUAAAGGGAAAACAGGAAGAUGUUUUUUACCUGGUACUCAUGUUUAUGACUAAAAAAAUUGUUUUUUUUAUGUAAAUACACUAAUUGUCAAACCUAAAGUGCUCUUUUAUUUUGAUGUAACAUUAAAGUUUUACUGAAGCCACAUGUAUAAAGUCGGUUUGCUUAUGUGUCACAUAAAUCCUCCAGACAAAUAACUUCGGUGCAAAUCGACUUUUACAAUAUCCACGAGUCAGAGUAAAGCUACUGUUCGGAUAAGGCCGUCAGUGAGAGUGUGGAUCUGAGAGCUUAUAAAUAAUGCAUGUGUUGAUAGAGGGAAAUCAUUUUCUGUGUAAAAAUCUCUUCAUCCGUUUCAUCUGAUUUUGUGAUUUGUUUGCAAAUUUGCACAUUCUCAAUGCAACUUAAGUUCCACCAAAUCCAAGAAGAAAAUAAAAACACUCCAGAGAAGAAAACUACUCUUUUCAUGUUGCCUUGUGGGAUAUUUUCCACUAAAGCUUCACAGAUGUGAAGACAAAAAAUUGGAGUGCAGUAUUUUUUCCUUUCUUUUUUUCCAUAUCUGCUUCACACUGUGCCAGGGUUAAUUAAUGGAGCGCAUUAAUCAAAUGACCUCACACAUGGAUUCUAUAGUUAGUUUCACAUCUUGUUGAGCUUAAUUACGAGUGAGUAGAUAUAUGGACGUCAGGGUUAUAAAUAUGACUCGUGUCUCGCACUUAGCCUGCACAAUAGACUUUUUUAUUACGACAGUCUGACAUAUGGAAGCAGGAAAAGCACAGCUGUAACCUGGUACGCCUUUAUUCGUGUCAUUAUUCACGCCUGCCAAGAGAACAAGUCAAAGGGCUACUAAUUAGCUCCCUAUUAUAGUGAGUCUAGAAGCAAGGCUGGUGCUCACAAAAUGUAAUUUGCUCUCAUUCAUUUCUUUUUGGUUAUCAGGAACAAAACCUUAAAAUCACAGGUCUGGCCCACUUAAAGUCAAAGUGGGCUGUAUGUGUCCACAAUGUAAAAUUAUUUUGACAUAACUGACAAAUAAAUCUUUUUGCUAGUGUGUCAGCACAUUUCUCUGUGGGAGCUUUUUGAAAUGACGCUACUUUGAAUCCCGUGAGGUCUUCAGUGAUUGCUUCAACCCUUCCUCCAACCAACCCUGCGUUUUGGAGCAAACUUGGAGGGACUGAGAAUCACGAUACUAAUUUAAGGUCAAGUGUUAUCCACUUAGCCCCACUCUCGCAGCCCUAGGGACCGGUUCAUGUCUGUCAUUCUUGUCCCUUCUGAUGGGAAUCCUACAUCCUCAGCUCUGCUUCCUGGCAGUGCCACUGUCUCCAAACCAUACAUCACAGCAGGUCUUAGUCCCACCUUGUAAACAUUCCUUUUAGUGCCUCUGGUAUCCUUGCAAUCCUGCCACUAGCCAACUUUGCCAGCUUGAAGUGUUUGUAGUCGUGGUUGUAAUCCUCCAAGGUUAUGCACUGUGAGAUAACAAACCAUACAUUAUUAAGCUCUCAGUAAAUAUCUUGUGGUCUGGCUUAUCAAUUACAACUCAUCAAUCAGUAACCAUAUGGUUUCAAAGUCAGAUCCAUGUCUGGUGUCAAAACUUAAGGCUUAAAAAACAGGUCUUCAAAAACUGGUGGCUACAAACCUGAACAGAAGUUUGUCAACACUCAGUGGAACCAAACUAGGGAUCCAGACCCCUUCAAAAGGUCAAGAGAUAUUAAAUGUGUUUUAAAAACUUUUUUUUAGCUCUUUUCAUUCUUGAUUUAUAUA